UUUGGACUGUGGUUGAUUAAUCGUGGAACUCGAAGUAGAACACCAAAAAGACUCAUAAAGGAGGCGAAAAACUAAUCUAUCAGUGGACUUGGAAUUCCCCGGCUGUUAUUGUUGUGCUUCAUUCUACGGCUUCGUAAUCGAUUUGAGAUGAUCAGAAUGAGUCUAUUGAUUUUGGCACUUUUGGUGGUUGUACACUCGCUGAACGUCACCAAAAUGCCGCCGACAAGAGGAAUGCCCUUAACUACACAAAGCGCAGCGGCUAGCGGGACUCCUACACCCUCAUGGAAGGAAAUCGCAAGAAACAAGUCCCAACUAGUAACACAACUAUUGAGAGGAUACGACAAGAGAAUUCGACCUUAUACUGGAGUUCGACCGAUGGAUGUCCGUGUGGACAUGUUAGUGUCCAACAUUUGGGCCAUAGAGGAAGCAAAAAUGGAUUUUACAAUCGACAUCUAUCUUCGCCAGUAUUGGGAGGAUCCUCGACUUUCAUUUCUUGAGAACGAAAUUCAGAAAACGCUGACAUUAAAUAGACAAACAAUAGAUGAGAUAUGGGUUCCAAGUACAUACUUCUUUAAUGCAAAGAAAGCAUACUUCCACGAUGUCACAACAGAUAAUUACCUGCUGCAAAUUCAACCGGAUGGAAAUAUCUUUUAUAGUGUUAGGCUAACAGUGACAAUGGCUUGCAAACUUAAUUUACAGAUGUUUCCACAUGACGUACAAACCUGUACAGUCAUGCUUGAAUCGUAUGGUUAUCAAGCAACAGAUGUGUAUUACAAGUGGAAUUCAAGAAAUUCAACCGGUGAUGUUGUUUACAUCGCAGAGGACCUAGAGAUGCCCCAGUUCAUGAUCACCAACGUGGAACUGGAAGAGAAAACGAAUAUCUACAACAUUGGGCCUCACUCGGCGCUUGUGGCAAAGUUCACUUUUCAUCGUCGCCUUGGUUACUACAUGAUCCAAACCUACAUCCCAUCGAUGUUAACAGUGACAAUUUCUUGGUUCUCCUUCUGGAUUUCGCCAGAUUCCCCACCAGCCCGAGUAGGACUGGGUAUUACAACGGUCCUUACGAUGAUCACGAUUUCGAACAGUGCGCGUGCGCCACUUCCUAAGGUCUCCUACACUAAAGCCAUUGAUUGGUUUCUGCUGAUGUGCUUGGUAUACGUGUUCGGUGCGCUAAUGGAGUAUGCUAUUGUGAACUUUUACUCCUGUAAAGUUCAGUACAAAAAGCAAAAGGAGACAAGAAAGGCGGAACAGGAGUUCUUUGAGCAGGAAUCUGACAAAGAAGAAGCAGUUGGGCUGUUUCAGAAUGGCUCUGUCAAGAAGAGUGACAGCAAUGGAAGCUACAGAGUGGCUGUUGUCAUAGACAGCAAGAAUCCAUUUUUUCCUCGAGCGCAUCUGAACCAAAAAAAUCCCAAAUUCAGAUUAGCUCGCCGAUUUCGGCAAAAGGAAAUAGACGAAUCUAAUGAUAGCAAUUCCCAGCCUCCCAAAAAACGUCAUCACUACUUCUGGGACCCGUAUGAAACAGCAUUUAUGAUGUCAGAACCGGCAUAUACUGUGGAUAAAUACGCUAGGAUAUCCUUCCCUGUCACCUUCGCCGUGUUGAACUCCAUAUACUGGAUUGUUUACGCGCCGGAUAAAGUCAUCUUCUAAUUAUACGCUGUAACAGUGAGAGUUGAAAUUCUCGUUGCAGUUUUCAUAUACCGCAAUGACGCUUGCACUGAACUAAACGCGCGAGGUAAAAGAGCAAAAAGGCGAAAAAAGAAGAGAAAAUGUGAAGAGAACGGAGCCAAACUCAUCGUACUCUAUUCUCAAGCAUAAAUCUUAAGAGCAUAAGGAUAAUCAAGAAACAUCCAUCUACAUCCUCUUCCCACUGUCACAAAGAUCAUCAUGUCUUCAGAAUAGGCCGCAAAUAUGUGAGAAAAAAUCCUUGCUAAGCGAUAAACAUCUUAAGACCAAACAAAGGAACACCUUAAUGUAUAAUCACAUUUAAUUUUUGGUAUCUCAGAGUUAAGAAAAAACCGGGAAAGUCAAUGCUACCUCAUACUCAAUCGUUUGACCAGAAAGUUUUAGUUCUGUUCCUUUCAGUGGGGGGCCGUCACCUUCGUUUGGCUCUUUUUAUUAAUUCUGCUGCACGAAAUAUUCAGAUAUUAAUGAAAUGAACUAGAAGUGAAACCAUGAAAUUCUCACACCAAGACCGUGUUGAUAAAUUUUCCUGAUUUCUGAUGAUGAAUAUCUCCCAUGAAUUAAAACUACCAGUGCCCCCUCAGGGAGGCCGUUUGUUUUCUUUUGUAGCAAAAUACGAAAAAGAAACAAGAACACUAAAAAUAUACAUAGUUUAAGAAAAGGUAAAUAGAUGAUGAUUAUUUUUUCAUCGAAUCUAUGUUUUAAGAGCCAUUACACAAGUUUAAGUCAAGGCCCGAAUGCGUUGACUACAGUUAUCUAAGAGCUGCAUAAACUUAAAAACAAGGAAAAUCUUUUAAAAGAGAUUUAUCUAAAUGAUCUCAAUUUUAUUCAACAUAAAAUUGUGAUAUCGCAAAGUGACUUGUACAAUAAAUACUGAUGCUAUGGCAAGAGGUUCAAUGGUAGGGUUUUAUCAAGGAACAUGUUAGAAAAAGCUUCCCAAUUAGCUGAAAAAAGUGCGGUAUAGAGUGAAAAAUGGUGCGAUUCGUUAAUUAAUCGCACCAAUGAGAGCCAAUCCGAUUACAAGACUCAUUAAUGAUUUCAAAAUGUAUGUAAUAAAAAAAGGAAAUUUGUUCGCGGUGAA
This is a messenger RNA of Pocillopora damicornis (cauliflower coral), 2761 nucleotides long. Its product is annotated as glycine receptor subunit alpha-1. The record is from RefSeq and is a predicted model, not a curated record. Gene Ontology annotation, cellular component: membrane. Gene Ontology annotation, biological process: chloride transport; monoatomic ion transmembrane transport; gamma-aminobutyric acid signaling pathway. Gene Ontology annotation, molecular function: extracellular ligand-gated monoatomic ion channel activity; GABA-A receptor activity. NCBI's taxonomy places the organism in Eukaryota, Metazoa, Cnidaria, Anthozoa, Scleractinia, Pocilloporidae.